AAAAUUUGUCGAAAAAAAAAAUUGUCACUCUUAAUGAAGGAGUGGAAGAAGCCGCUACUACAUGUAGACCUGGCAAUUUGCAUUUCUUUGGUCAGGGAAAUUUUAUUUUUAUCAAGGAAAAGUCGGAAUUUGGCGACCAUGUUUAUGGCCUCGGCUGCAGCUCUUGAUUCCCGAACAUGCAAAGCCAGGUCAGUACCCAUUGCGGACCUACACCUGUUCAAUCACGUCUUUGUUAGCGGAAAUUUAACCCUGUAAUGUAUACCAGCGGUAUGUAUAGCCUGUGUCCCAGCCGCCUCUCCCCGGGCUACGGUAUGUACUGUCUGCGAAGCAGGCUUCAAGUAGUCGUUAUAAGACUUUCAAAACUGUUGCGAAAAGCCGGCAAAUCACGCAAUAAGUUUAGAAGAAUGCGAAACUUGUGUCACAGAGCUGGCCACAAAUCGCGGAAUAACUAAGCUAAAUCGCGCGUAUUUAGCCCCCCUACAGUUCACGCCGCAAUCCUUGUCAGGUAUUUCGCCGGUUGCGUGCACAAGAUGACUGACAAAACUGUGUGAUUACUGAUCGGAAGUAUCUAGUGUUCAUAGACCAUGAUGGCGUCAAUUUUGAUAAGAAAGAAAUUUUUCAUUCGCCUUCUCGGUGUCCUAGCUGUUGCAUCUUCUCUGUCGUUAUUUACGUGGACUUUGACACAUGAACGGAUCCACACGGACGAGGAGAGAUCGCGCAAAUCAGAACGGUUGAGGCAAGAUAGCAGUUUUGUCGUGACUCGGGCCACCGAAAAUCGAGCUAUCAUCUCGCAUACUGCUCUGCGAGGGAACGUUCUCGCGAAAGCAACAGCAAGAUCGUCUCCCAGUCAAACUGCUCGGCAAGAGAACGUGAAACUGUCGAGAUCGUCUCUCAUCCAAACUGCGCGGCUGGCGGACAUGAAAACGUCAGUACGAAGACUUAUCAUCGUAGGGCAAGCUCGCACGGGAUCAUCGUUUCUUGGGGAUGCUUUCAAUCAACAUCCAGAUGUGUUUUACUUGUUUGAGCCUCUGUAUGGCAUCGCUCCACCAAAGCAACCUAACGACCCAAGACCGAUGAAAUUCCUUGAAGGAAUGCUGCGCUGUAAAUUCGAAUUUCCACAAUAUAUUCAAGAAAUUGAGAAGUUCAGGAGACUCUCCAGCAAAGCGCUUUCGUCUCCGCCAUUAUGCGCCGCGAAAAACCAGAAUCAAAGCAAGAAGAAAUUGCAAUGCGUGCACUUAAAUCCCUACAAUAUGAAAUCUGUCUGCAAAAACUACAGUAAAACAGUCUUGAAAAUUCUCACUGCGAGAAUCCCCAGCUUUCGGGUCGACUCGCUGUUCCCGCUGUGUAAUUCGAGUGAUUGCGGGAUUAUUUAUCUGGUUCGGGAUCCUCGCUCGCUAGUCUUUUCUCAUAUGAAAGUUGGUUUUGUUUGGGCUUCCCGCAAAACAAACACUCCUUCGCCUCAACCGGUCAUCAGACAAUACAGCAAAACUAUUUGCCAACAAGUGGAGGAAAAUGUGAGGAUAUUUGAAAACCGACCGAGCUGGAUGAAGCCCCGAUCAUAUAUGCUUCGAUACGAGGACCUUGCUAGAAAUCCCGUAGAAAUCCUACGAAGAGUUUAUAAAAUCACAGGACUUGAUAUGCAACAGAGUUCUCUCGACUGGAUAAAAGCUCACACUGGCGAGGGCGCAAUCAACGAGAAGGAAGAAAAAAAUCACUUCUCAACGAACAGAAACUCAAAAGUUGUUGUCGACAAAUGGAGGGUUGACAUGGACCCGUGUAUUGUAAAUAUUAUAGAAGAAAGCUGUCAAUCUCUUAUGAGACUCCUCGGUUAUAGACCGGUGAAUGGGUCAGAUACAACACAAUAUGACCUCGCCGUAUCACUUUCAGACGGAUAACAGCUUAUUUUAAAUACCCUGUUGUUUGCAAAUCUGUCUCCACGGAACUAUAAAUAUUCCCCCUCACCAUUGAAAUCCAUGACGAAAAAAACCCUGAUAUGAUAAUACACCCCGUCUGUCCAAAAAUGAACUUAUUUGGAACGACAUUAGAGCUUGCUUGUCUCAUACAGUAAUGACAUUUCUAAAAACAAAGACAUCAGGGAUCAUUAUCAGAAUUUUAACUGUGUAUUCAAAAUGAUAUUGUUACUUUUAGAAAUAUAUUCAAAGUUUAACAACGUUGUAAAAAUUCUUUUA
This is a messenger RNA of Orbicella faveolata, 2189 nucleotides long. RefSeq names its product carbohydrate sulfotransferase 1-like. Lineage: Eukaryota; Metazoa; Cnidaria; Anthozoa; Scleractinia; Merulinidae. Gene Ontology annotation, molecular function: N-acetylglucosamine 6-O-sulfotransferase activity. The record is from RefSeq and is a predicted model, not a curated record. Gene Ontology annotation, biological process: sulfur compound metabolic process; N-acetylglucosamine metabolic process.